This is a messenger RNA of Bombus pyrosoma, 2422 nucleotides long. RefSeq names its product odorant receptor 4-like. The transcript has 6 exons. Gene Ontology annotation, cellular component: plasma membrane. Gene Ontology annotation, molecular function: odorant binding; olfactory receptor activity. The record is from RefSeq and is a predicted model, not a curated record. The coding region runs from base 1253 to 2422 and encodes 389 amino acids. Lineage: Eukaryota; Metazoa; Arthropoda; Insecta; Hymenoptera; Apidae. Gene Ontology annotation, biological process: sensory perception of smell; detection of chemical stimulus involved in sensory perception of smell.
GAAAACAAUGCUUUUGCUGUCAUUAAUAUAAAAAAAAUUGCACUUGCAUAACAUAACACAGAAAACCACAAGAUACAGAUAAAGAGCACGCGAUAUGUCGCGUUGAGCGAUCUAUACGUUGUAUCACUGCAACGCACAGGGAAAGACUGCCCUUACACAGACUUCUGGAACUACCUAAACCCUAAGUGACAAAUAUGACAGAAGAAAGUUUGAUACUGGACUAUGUACUACAUUAAAAGUAUUGGCAUUACUACAUAACUACACAUUUAAAAAAUUCGCAUAGAAUAGAAUUGAAAUUUUUAAUUACGUUAUAUUUCAUUUUUAUAUAUUAAUCCUACAAAUAUAAUAUAAUAAACAUACCACAUAAAUGUAGCCGGUACAAAUUUAAUUCAAUCUAUUUCAUAAACAUAAUUUUACAAACUAUAUAUUUUAUAUUUUAUAGAAUUCCUGGGUUUUAUAUUCAUCGAAUAAACAAAUUUCUUUGACAACGUCACCUUUUAGUAAUAAUUGUAAUUAUUCAUAGAUUAUUUGCAAAUUUUUUUUACUUGUGAAUUUUGACACGUAUCCAUGAAAGGAACGUAGUAUAUACUGAGAGAGUUGCAAAAACGCAGGCAUCACCUGCUUCUUUUUUAUUUUCUCGUAUCGUGGAAAAAGUUAUGAAUAAUUACAAAUGAAUACAUACUUGCAACAGCCAAACUGUAAUGAUAGAUUCAACUUACUUCGACAUAAAGUUGAAAAUGACACUGUACUACAUAUUCAUGAAUAAUUGAUAUCAUAAUGCGCAUUCUGACUGCAUGAAGGGGACGUGCGCUGAGAAAGACGACGGAAUAGCUCCCAACGUAAGAACAGGUGGUUCAGUUAUGGGAAAAAAGGCCUCUAUGGAUAACCAACAAGGUAAUGUUACAUAUUGGUUAAAAAAUAUUUGUAAAAUGUAACAGUAGUUGUAGAAAAUUUUCUUUUGUCAUCUUAGUUGUUAAAAAUAAAUGAUUAUGUAAGUGAAAAUAAUACAAAAAGAGCAAAGACGAAGGAAAUUAUAUUUGUAAGUAAUAUACAUACAUCGCAAACAGAAAAAGAAAUAUUGUAUAUUAAAUUUAGCGGUCGAAAACUAUUUUUUAGUGAACAAUGAUUGAGAUUUAAAAUUCCAAAAAAAUGGGGACUAUAUUUUUGAAGAAUAUUAACGUUAGAAAAAGAUGUUAUAUAUAUAUAAUAUUUAUAUUAUUGGCAUGCAGAAUUAUUUAUUAAGCGUCUAUUUAUGAUAGAUAAAAACAUAGAUUUAAACUAUGUGUACGGUUGGAACUAUCACAUGCUAAAGUUUAUGGGUAUCUGGCCGGAAGAGAGAAAAUGGAACCGGCCUUCCAGUUAUCACGUUCUGUUACCGUGUAUCAUGAUGGUGUACUUCGCAUGUGCUCCACAAACAAUUAAUCUUUUGUUAAUCGCGGGUAACUCUAACUUGGUGAUCGAGAAUCUUUCGACUAAUAUUACUACCACGAUUUCACUUAUGAAGGCUAUGGCUGUUUGGAUCAAAGGCAAACCAUUAAAGUUUUUGGUAAGGUGCAUGGCUAAUGACUGGAACAUAACGACGAACAAAGCCGAACGAGAAACAAUGGUGAACAUCCGAAGGAUCACUAGAAAGACUACAAUAAGAAGCACGCUGAUGGCCAACAUUGUCCUUCUCGCUUUUGUGCCCGCACGAUUGUUUAGUAUGAGAUACAGUGACAACAUGCUGUUCUAUCGUGGCUAUUUCCCCUAUAACAUUACCAUCAGUCCAAAUUACGAAUUGACAAUGAUCGGUCAAUUCAUGGCUACUUUUUAUGCGGCCACUACGUACACAGCAGUAGAUACUUUUGUCGUUCUGUUGAUUUUUCAUGUCUGUGGACAGCUUUCCAAUUUGAGAGACGAUUUAGGGAAGAUUCAUUCGUAUGAUAAGAAAGAUGUAGAAAAGAAGUUGCAGAAAAUUAUUCAGAAGCAUGAAUAUAUUAAUAGAUUCGCCAACAAGAUAGAGAAUUCUUUCAACAUGAUGCUCCUCCUUCAAAUGCUGAGUAGCACCAUUCAGAUAUGCUCUCAGUCUUACCAAGUCAUUAUGUCAUUUGGAGAGGAAGAGAUGGAAUACAUGAUUUUGCAACUUUCGUUUCUGCUGAUAUACGUAGUUUAUGUGAUGUUGCAUUUGUUCCUAUAUUGUUACAUGGGCGAAAAGCUAACUUCCGAGAGUACAGAAAUUGCUAACACGGCGUACAAUGCCGAAUGGUACAAUUUACCUCCCAGGAAUGCAAGAUGGCUUCUAAUUAUCAUGUGUCGUGCCAGGGCUUCGCCUUUAAAAAUUACAGCAGGCAGAUUUUGUUCCUUUACUUUAGUGCUAUUCUCUCAGGUCUUAAAAACCUCGAUGGGAUAUGUUUCUGUUCUACACGCAAUGAAAAAUAAAUAA